GGUUGUGCCUGUUUUGCCGUAAAAAUUGAUCGUAAACUUGUUUUUAUGACGUUUAUUGAUUGGGUUUUGGAAUAAUAAUCAAUAUUGGAAGAGUUACAUUUACUUACUGAAUUACCUGAGACUAUUAUUUUACGAAAAACUUUGUAUUUAGAAUGAGUCAGUCUGGCCCGUGGAAUGUACAAAGUGUUCAUCAAGAAAAACCUCCAGGCGUUCAGUUGUAUGAUCCAAACAGUUUUCACAAUCCAGAAGUCACUCCAGUAUCGGAAGGCUAUCCGGUACAAAAUUCUGUAGGUGGUAACAAUUUUGACCCACAACAUGCGCAAACAAAAGGUCAGAUGAAUCCAAAUUAUAAUCAGCCGUUUGAUUAUAGUCAACAAAAUCAAGGCAAUGCCUGGAACCAUAACUGGCAAGCAAGUUCAAAUAUCAUUUCUAAUGAGCAUGCAAAUAGCCAGCAAUCGGGAAAUCUCCAGACAGAUCAGCAUGGAAUUCAGCAACAAAAUCAGCAGUCAAAUCAGUGGCAGAAUUGGGAUCCAACCACUCAGCAGUACUGGCAGGACCAAACUUGGGGAGAUCGAGGUGACUCGGUCUCCAACUUAGCACUGGGGCAUGGUGAAAAUCCCCAUCAGAAUGUACAGCAGAGUAUGCCGCCUGCUCAGAACUGGGAGUCGGGAGUUAAUCCACAACCCCAGUCUUCCGAGUUCACAUAUCCUGCUUCCACACAGAGUCAAAAUGAUUAUUCAUCUCAACACUCUUAUCCUCAGAAUAAUAUUUCAGGUUUUCCUCCUCAGAUGCAUGCUAAUCCACAGGAAGAGACAUAUCGGCAGAAUGUUCAUGGUGUGUACGGAAAUAAUUUCUUUCAACCAAAUAGUAUGAAUGUUUCUCAGGGACACGUUGAUGUAUCAGCACACUUUGACCAGCAGAGUUUAAACAGUGUGGAUGAUGGACCGGCUUCAUUGACCCACAGCGUGGCAUCUUCCCAUGAAUACCAACCAUCUGCAUUUCCUGUAUCUCAGGAGAAUCCUCUUCCGUUGUCACAGAGAUUUGAAGAUUCUAUGGCAUCAAGUGACCUAGCACAACUGUCUGAGACAUCAAGUAUGAUCGAUCAGUCGACUUCGUUGAGUCAGCUUGAUCAGUCUCACUCGUCAAGUCAUUUAGAGGAGUCGGUCAGUUCAGAGGGAGGAACAGUUGCAGGAUUCUUUUGCAAAGAUGAUUCAGAGGAUAUACCAACCAAAAUAGGAGAUAAUUAUUUAGGAAAUCAAUCUGAGAUGCACCAACAUAUAUCAGACUUUGGUGAUAGCAGCUUGGCAAAAACCAGUUAUUUUAAUGAGGCGCCUGUCGAGAAUGUUCAUAAUGAUGUGAAGUCGAUAUCGGAUCGUUUUCAAAAUGUAUCUCUUUCAAACAAAGUUCCAACCAAUGAUAAAAUAGAAUCUUCAGAGUUAUUUUCACAAAAUGUUUUGUACAAUAAUACAAACCGAAGUGCGCUAAUAACACCUGAUAAAAGCAAUUUGCAUCAGUCGGAUGGCAAUUCUCAAGCAGUUACAGUAUUGGAGGAGGAUCAACAGACAUCAGCUUUAAAUGACUGGGAGCUUAUUCCCCGUGAAAAUUCUCAGCAUAGCUUUGAAAGUGAAAAUGUUGCUGAAAGUAUUUCAUUCACAGAUGGAGCACUGUCGGCAGCAAAUACCUUUAUUGCUCCUGCGUCAUUUAAACCUGAGACGGUUUCAUCAGAAAACCGGCCACCUCCUUCACUAUCAACCAAUGCACCAGCAAGUAGUAAUGCUGUGUAUACCGAUGUCAGUAAAUUACCUGUGGAUCCAUCGGGCAGUUCUCUGUCUGCCAUGCCACAUCAGCAGAAUAAUACCUUGUCUAAAGUCAGUCCUGUGAUAUUUAACCCCGACCCUAGUAAGGUGAGCAGUCCAUCUAAGCCUGAAGAUGAAUCUUACACAUCUCCAUUAUUAACAUCAAGGUUGUCUUCCCAACGACCCACAACUACUCAAAACCAAGUAGUGAGCAGUACCACAGUUCCAUUUCAGCCAAAUACUUCAGUAGAUUCACAGUCACAUUUGACUUCCACAGAGGGUGUGAAUAAUUGUGUUAAUGUUUCUAAAUCAACCAAUCCCAUUCCACCAGUUCCAGGUAGUAGUGUAUCAAACACGGAUUCUAAAUUGGCCCCAGUUCUUGGGAACAGAAAACCGGUCCCAGCCCAUAUACCUGCUUACCGUCAACACCCAUCUGCAUUUCACCCAGUCACUAGUCGCUCUCAGCACAAUAUGUCACCUGCUACCAGCCUGUGGGAUAAUGUGGAACCUCCUGCAAUGGGAAUAAUCUUGGCACCGGCUGCACCUUUAACUAAUGCUGAAAGCACCACAGCAGCUACAGCAACUUCUGCAGGAUUGCCAGUCAUUCCAAUGACAACAGCAUUGGAAUCCAAAUUAAAGAGCUCCAGUCACGUAUCAUUACCAAAAAGAGAGGUUGUUAAAGACAGCAGAAGGCAGUCUGAGAGUAGUCGUGUGAAAGGUGAAGUGGGUGAUGAACUUUCUGACAAGUACAAAGCACACAUCCGGAGGAACAGCCGAGACAUGCUGGUUAGAGAAGAUGACAACCGGUCGAUCAACUCUCUGGACGAGAUUGAUGCCAAGGCAGAUUAUGGGGAUGGUGGUUACGGCCGGCUCCAUGAGCGGUAUGCUUACAGAGAUCCCCGUUACGAGGACCCAUACAACAGGCACACAGGCCAGAUGGGAGGGUAUCGAGAUUAUCCGCGACACUAUUACCGAGGUCAGCGAGACUACUAUAACAACCCUUACUAUGAUGAGAGAUAUGACAGGCCCAGAUCUAGACAUGAUCAGAAUCGGCCCGCCUCCAGACCCUCAUCCACUUCAGUGGAUGACGGCAACCAGACGCAGAUGCAUGCUGACUACAGCCGUGACCAGUACAAACAGUGGGAUAGAUAUCGAGGCUACUACAACUACCAUGGCCAAAGACAUGAAGACCAUGAUGCAUACUACCGGUACUACCAGCAGCACGAUGCCCGCUAUAAUUCUGCAUACUACGAUGAGCUCGGCUACGCUAGAUACGGACAGGCCUAUGAUCCCAGAUUGAGUGACUAUUAUUCUCAGUUUGGGGCACCAUCUACUGAUGAUUAUGAUAGAGCAAGUGUUCAUAGUCAGUCUCGGGGAAACACCCCUGCUCUAGAUGAUACUGGCAGACAAAGUGCUGAUUAUUAUGGCCAUCACUCUCGAUCAUCAAGUCGCCAUGGUUACAAUGAACCUGAACGUUCACAGCAAGGUUACGGGUCCUAUGGCUACGACAACUACGCAUACGGCUAUGACUCUUACUACGGUCAAGGUAGCUACUACCAAGGUGAUUACUAUCAACAAGUUGAAAAGCCUACCGGCAGGUUGACACCACCAAAGUACAGCAUCCCGCACGUGAGGGCGUGUUUUGGUCCGAACGGUCAGCUGGUGAAGGUCCUCCCAAACCGGCCAGCCGAUGGGCAGCCUGCGCUGGUACAGGUUGAGGAGCUGGGCCUCGUGUUGUCCGACACUAGAGAAGCAGAUGAUCUCAAGACAUUCCCCGGCCCCCUCACACAAUCCGACACCCACAAGACCGAUGUGUUAUGCUACUGUCAACAGAAGUCCAAACAGUGUGCAGAAGAUAUAAACAUGUUAGACAGGGAGUCCGCCCAGCUGAUGUGGAAACUACUGGAACGUCUCAUCAAGCAAAACGGGACUGUGAUAGGGACUGAUAUAGCUGACUUGCUGCUGGAGGACCAUGAGCCGUCCACACACGAGUACAGCAUGAUCGGGAUGAAGAUCUCCCGCAGUUUGGAUGAGCUGGACACGCCAGAUGAUGACAAUGAUGAAGAAAGCACUCCUAAAAACAAACUGGAAGUUGACCGAUCUCUCGUCACCAGGUCCACUGUGCUGGAGGAGGCAACUGACCGCUUCAGAAAUCUGGUGCUUUAUGGAAGGAAAAAGGAUGCUUUGGAGUGUGCCAUGAAAAAUCACCUAUGGGGUCAUGCCUUGUUUCUAGCCAGCAAAAUGGACACCAGGACACAUGCUAAUGUUAUGAUCAGGUUUGCGAACAGUGCUAUGAAGAUGAACGAUCCUCUGCAAACUCUCUAUCAGCUGAUGUCUGGACGUCAGCCGGCCGCUGUCACAUGUGUAUCCGAUGAGAGGUGGGGCGACUGGAGACCUCAUCUUGCGAUGAUCCUGUCAAACCACUCAUCCAAGCCAGAUCAUGAUCGGAAAUGUAUCUCUAUCCUUGGAGAUACACUAGCAUCUAAGGGAUGUUUGCAUGCCAGUCAUUUCUGCUACAUCAUGGCCCAAACAGGUUUUGGGACAUUCAGCAAGAAAACAUCCAAGCUUGUGUUGAUUGGAGCAAGUCAUAAUUUGCCACUGGAACAGUUUAUAACCAAUGAAGCCAUACAGUGUACAGAAGUUUAUGAGUAUGCCCAGUCACUCAGCAAUCCAACAUUCUUUUUACCACUUUUUCAGGUGUACAAGUUUAUAUAUGCUGCUAGAUUGGCAGAGUAUGGCUUUCCACAAGAGGCUCUACAUUACUGUGAAGUGAUCUCAACAGCAGUGCAGCACUCACCAGCCUGGUUCCAGCCAGCCUUUGUCAAAGUCUUGUAUGAGAUGGCCAAUCGUUUGAAGUUCCAUGAUCCUCAGCGACUGCAGGAGGGCGACGAUGCCGAUGAUGCUGUCUGGUUACAACAGCUGCACAGGAUUUGUCUCGGCUACGAGGAUGGGUCAAUACAGCCGGUGUCUGGUAACGCCACUCCAGCGUUCAUGGUGGGAACAUCGGCCAGCAGUGACAGUGGUGACGUGAACUACACUGGUACACAGGACUACUCGACUGCGGCCUAUCAGCAGGAGCAGCAGGGCAGUGGCUACCAGUUUGGAAGUCAUCAGCAGACCGAUGCGGGUCAGUACGCGAGUCAGCCUGCUGGACAGCCUGGACACACCGGUCAGAUUCCAGACAUACAGAAUACAGUGUACAGCAGUCAGUGGCAGAGUCAAUAUGGCACUACUUACGGUUACCAGGCACCAAGUGAUGAACCUGCACAGACUGACAAUACUGGAAUGUCCGAAUACCCAUCUACAACAGGUUAUGAGAACACCGGGUCACACCCUGACCCAAUUCAGUCCCAGUAUCAGACUGAUGGAACGCAGUCUCACCGUGGCAGUUUCGACCAGUACAGCCAGGACGGCAUGUCACAGACUCACCGCGGAAGUGUUGACCAGUACAGUGGGGUUGGUCGACUUCAGAGUCAGCGAGGUAGCGUUGUGUCCACUCACAGCUUGGACGUGCAGAACGAAGAGGCUCUUGACCCAUCGCAAGCCACAACGCAAGAAGGCAAUUCAUCCGCAUUCGAUUACUUUGCUGCUGCUACUGGGCAGAUUGUUGCUCCUCCUUCCCGAUUCAGAACGACAUCUGAGAGUAGUUCCGUGAAUGCUUCCAGUGGAGGUCGGCGCAGAACUAUCUCAGGCAGUAGUACUGGUAGUGUGAAAGCGGCUAACUCUUCAAAAUCAAGAAGUGCUUUUGACGUGCCUAAGUCUGUUAAAGAAGAGAAAUCGCCACAAAAGUCGAAGUCAAAUGACAAGAACAAUAAAGGUUGGUUCAGUGGGAUCUUUGGCUGGAAGUCCAAGAAGAAUGAAAUGAUCCUACCAGAUGACAAAAAACCAACGAUUGUGUGGGAUGAGACCAAGAAGCGUUGGCUGAACACUGAUGCAUCUGUAGAGGACACACAGGCUCCCGAAGUUAAACCACCAAAAGACACAGAGCUUUUAGGAAAUCUACAUGGAGCCAGUGAAGAGUCGUCUAUAGCAACCAGCAAUUCUCCUUCAGCUAACAGAUUUUCCAGGCAGAAUCGCAGAGAUGUUGGUGCCAGAAACCAGUACGUGGAUGUCCUGAAUCCCAAGUCAUCAGGUAGUUCAGUCAAAGUGCCAAGCAGCUUGUUUAAUGUGAUGCCAUCUGGUGAUACUCCCCCACCUGCUCAAAUAUUUAACCCUUUGAAUGCGUCCUCCACCUCUAGUCAGUCUACAGUGCCAUCAACUGUCCAGCCUCACGCGUCCAGUCGUCUGGAGCCACCUGCUCAAGAUGAGCAUGUAUCACGUUCCAGCUCUAUGAGCUCUCUAUCGCGAGAAGUAGAGCAACUCACUAUGCAGCCUACGAGUGAGAAUUCAGCACUUCAAGCAACCACAUCAGGACCAGUACUGUUCAACCCUACUCAGUUCCAGAACCAACAACAUGCGGCCAGCAAACCAGGCUCGGGCAUGAAGUAUGGCCAGAGGAGACAGUAUCCCAAGUAAAACCUUCUAC
Gigantopelta aegis is the source of this 6321-nucleotide messenger RNA. RefSeq names its product protein transport protein Sec16A-like. Gene Ontology annotation, biological process: COPII vesicle coat assembly; Golgi organization; autophagy. The record is from RefSeq and is a predicted model, not a curated record. The transcript has 29 exons. Gene Ontology annotation, cellular component: endoplasmic reticulum exit site; ER to Golgi transport vesicle membrane. Bases 153 to 6311 code for a protein of 2052 amino acids. NCBI's taxonomy places the organism in Eukaryota, Metazoa, Mollusca, Gastropoda, Neomphalida, Peltospiridae.